Molecule: messenger RNA, 454 nt
Organism: Cicer arietinum (chickpea)
Lineage: Eukaryota; Viridiplantae; Streptophyta; Magnoliopsida; Fabales; Fabaceae
Product: protein RADIALIS-like 6
Molecular function (GO): DNA-binding transcription factor activity
Source: RefSeq, a predicted model, not a curated record
CUACAACCCACUAUCUUCAACCCAUUUAUAAUCACAGCAACCACCACAACAUUUUCACACUCAACAAGUUAUCCCUUCCUCUCUUAAUUAUAUUCUCCUUCUCUACCUUUUCUUACUUAUACUUUAAACUUCUUAGAUCUUCAUUUAAUUAAAUAACUAUACAUUAAUUAUGGCCUCAAAUUCCUUAAGCAAACACAAACUUUGUGAUUCAACUUGGACUCCUAAACAGAACAAGUUGUUUGAAAAGGCACUUGCAAAAUAUGACAAGGAUACACCUGACCGUUGGAUUAAUGUAGCAAAAGCAGUUGGUGAAAAAUCAGUUGAGGAAGUUAAGAGACAUUAUGAGAUACUCUUGGAGGAUCUCAAACACAUUGAGUCUGGUCGUGUUCCAAUUCCAAACUAUAAGUCCACGUGAAAUGUAGUUGUUGCAAUGUUGAUUAACAAAACAGAUCAU